This is a messenger RNA of Schizosaccharomyces osmophilus, 1671 nucleotides long. It is a transcript of the gene frp1, whose product is annotated as plasma membrane ferric-chelate reductase Frp1. Gene Ontology annotation, molecular function: ferric-chelate reductase activity. The transcript has a single exon. The coding region runs from base 1 to 1671 and encodes 556 amino acids. Gene Ontology annotation, cellular component: plasma membrane. NCBI's taxonomy places the organism in Eukaryota, Fungi, Ascomycota, Schizosaccharomycetes, Schizosaccharomycetales, Schizosaccharomycetaceae. Gene Ontology annotation, biological process: copper ion import; intracellular iron ion homeostasis; iron ion transport. The record is from RefSeq and is a predicted model, not a curated record.
AUGAUUAAAUCUGGGCAUAAAUGGGCAGUCAUUGCCAUAUGCUUAAUUAUUGGAUGCUUACUUGCUCUCUCUGGACUUUAUGUUAUAGAAACUGCGAGGGUUUAUUUUAAAUCACGUAAAAGAGACAGCUCCGCCAAGACAUAUGCCUCUCCUGUAGAGCGCGUUUAUUUGGUAAUUCGAAACAUUUAUUUAUAUGUAAUAACGAAUAAAGUUAUCUUGACUCUAAUUGCUGUUCCCAUUGUUUUUGCAAUUGCCGUUCCAUUCGUUGGAAAAGAGACACCUCCUAAACAUGAGAAAGGAAAUUGGAGCGCAACUGCAGUGGGAGGAAGAUGUGGUUUUUUAGCUGCCGCGCUUUUUUUUAUCUCUUACUUUUUCAGUCUAAAAAACAAUCCAUUUUCUUUGAUGCUUUUCACCUCACAUGAAAAGAUGAAUUAUGUUCAUCGCCGCCUAUCUCAGUUUGCUAUUAUGCUGGGUGUUAUACACGGCCUUAUUUACAUCGGAAAGGACAGCCAUAAGCACCGUAAGUUAGUUGAGCCUGUGUUCAGAUGGGGAUAUGGUAUUUUGGGAUUAAUGGUCAUAAUGAUUGUCAGUGCUUUACCGUUUUUUCGACGUAGGUUUUAUGAAUGGUUCUUUGUUUUACAUCAUGCAUGUAGCAUUGGUUUUCUCAUAUGCAUCCAUUAUCAUGAUCGGCACUGCGUCCCCUAUAUGAAAGCGGCUCUUGCUUGUUACGUGUUUGAUCGUGGAUGUAGAAUUCUGCGAAGCUUCAUAAAUAGAACAAAAUUUGAAGUAAGUAUGAUUGAAGAGAACGUUAUUUAUUUACGCGGAAAAAAACCCAAAGUCUCCUUCUUUUCUUUGCCAUGGUCUUCGGGCAGCCAUGUUUUUAUAAGCAUCCCUCGUUUUAGUUUUUGGCAAAUCCAUCCUUUUACCCUUGCUAGCUGCCCUUCGGACGACUAUGUGGAGCUUGUGGUUGCUGUUCGUAAAGGAUUUACCCAGAGAUUGGCCAACAAAAUGAAUUCCACAACCAAUCCGCUAAGUGGAGAAGUUGAAAAAGUCAAGUCAAGUAACGAUGCAGAUAUAGUUAUUUCCGAAUGGCACUCAGGUCGGGACGAAUCUAGCUCCGAUAAUGAAAUAAACUCAGAUGCUAAUUCUGCAGCAUCAGCCAAACAAAUGACUGUUCUAUUGGAUGGACCUUAUGGACCAGUUUCAAAUCCAUUUAGGAAUUACGCUUAUGUUUUUCUAGCUGCUGGAGGUGUCGGCAUUACCUAUACCUUACCUAUCCUAAGGGAUCUUCUUUUGAAGCCUGGGAAUACUCUUCAUAUCACUUUUGUAUGGUCUUGUCGGUCAUUGAAGUUACUCAGUUUAUUUACUAGAGUUUUGGAGGAUUCAUUGGAUCAAAAGCAGGUCUCCGUCCGUAUAUAUUGUCAUCUUACCACAAGCUAUCCUGUGAAAGAGCGUUUAAUAUCGAAAUCAAGUGGUUCCAAUUUGGUUCAAUACUGUGACGGAAAACCUAAUUUAGAAAACUAUAUCAAAGAUCACUAUGGUUUAUCCGACACUAAAACUAAUACAGUAGCUGCAUGCGGCUCUGAAGCCUUUUUGAAGCAUUUGAAAAAGGAAGUGACUUCUCAACAAAAAUGGGACGCUGAUAUUUUUCAACAUUACGAAGAGAUUUAA